AUCAUUUAUGGUCGGGUGAUGGUGGACCCCGUACAGAACUUGGGUAAUUCAUUUUAUUGUAAUAUCGAGAAGGUUUUCCUGUGCACUGGAGCAGAUGGAUAUGUUCCAAAAUAUAACCCACCCGUCACUGAAUAUGGCUGCCUUGCUGAUUCAACAUCUCUUCUGUACCGAUUUAAAAUUUUGGACAAAGCACAGCCAGAAACUCAGGCAAGCAGAUUUGGCAGCGUGCUGUUUAACGCCAGACUUGCCGCCGAUGAUCCGGAGGCGUUGCCUCUAGUCAAACAGCCGGGUUCAGAUGGUUUUAAAGUUGACUCCACUCCUUUGUUCCAGGUGUCUACCGGACGAGAGUGGUAUAUACACACAAUCUAUACUGUAAGGUCCAAAGAAAAUGCAAACAGAGGCAUUGGAAAAAGAAGUGUUGAUUAUCAGUACCAUUCAGUAUUGAAUGUUGGUGCUUCAGGGGGUUCAGCAGCUCGUAAGAAAAGAGAUGUCAGUGAAGCCCCAACAAUUGCUCAGGAUAUCGGCAUGGAGAACAACAGAGGAACCAAUAUCCAACACAUAAUACUGGAACGCAGCAACAAGAAGACUGCUUCAGAGAAGGAAAUUACUGUUGAUGGGAUUAUUCCUAGAGAGCUGAAUAAAAAUGAAAGUGAGGUCAACGUGGUUAUCAUUGUGGUCAUCCUUGCAGCAAUAUUACUACUUGUGGUCUGUUUGAUAGCCAUUAUUGUUUUCCUGCUUAGACACAAGCAGAAAUCUAAGAAGAAGGAAGAAGGUCAAGAAUCAGGAAGUAGUGAGCCCAUGAUGCCGCAUCGUGGUUACAGUACCGACAGCUCAGAGGUUUGA
Messenger RNA from Staurois parvus, 843 nucleotides. NCBI's taxonomy places the organism in Eukaryota, Metazoa, Chordata, Amphibia, Anura, Ranidae. The record is from the annotation of a GenBank genome assembly.